ACAAAUUGUAUUUAAUCAAUGGUAAAUCGUAAUUCGUAAUUAGUAAUUACUAAUUUGUAUUGGAGAAAUUAAACUCAAAUUUCAAAAGCUAACUAUUAGUUUGCCUAACAAAUAUAACGAGCUUUUUAAUAUCUCGAACCAACUGUACUAGCUUACAUUUAAUGAGUAUGAACUUACACUGGAGUAUUGGUUUUACCGUGACACUGCUAUGUGGGUGCGUUGCUGGCGACACAAAAGGCAUAGUGUCUUUAGAUUCGUUUACAUUUGACAAGAUUCUAUCAAAAUUUAAAGUUUCAUUAAUAAAGUUUGACGUGGCUUAUCCAUAUGGGGAAAAACAUGAAGAAUUUGCUAAACUUGGAUCUGCUUAUCAUUCUGUUGAAGAUUUACUUAUCGCCGAAGUACCUGUCAAGGAUUAUGGUGAAAAAGAAAAUGAAGAUUUAGCAACUAGGUUUGGUGUAUCUAAAAAAGAUUUUCCAAAUGUCAAACUCUUCGUAACUGGCCAGCCGCAACCCUAUACUUUUGCUGAUGAUGAAUUUAACAUGGACAACUUACAAAAAUUCAUUGUGAAGCAUAGCAAAUCGGUUGUGUACAUAGGACUUCCUGGAACGUUGGAAAAGUUUGAUCAGUUGGCAUCAGAAUUUUCUUUAGAGAAGUCUGUAGAUAAGCGCAAGGAUGUCUUAUUACGAGCAGAGCGAUUAUGGGAUGAAACUCAGGGUAAACAGAAGCAAAAGUCAGCAGAAGUAUAUGUAAAAACUAUGAGAAAAGCGCUUGAAAAAGGCAAUAAUUUUUUCAACUCUGAAGCGACUCGUGUGAAAAAUUUACUUAAAGGAUCAUUGACCGAUGAAAAGAAAGCGGAUAUGACUGUUCGUCUGAACAUACUGGAGUCAUUCAGUGCAUGGCACGACGAGUUGUGAUUUUGGCUCCUAUGAUUUUUGUAUACUAUUUUUAUUGAUUCCAAUACGGUAUAACAGGGUUGUGCAAUUUUUUAAGGGUCUUUCCUAACACUUAUCCAGAGUGAAAAGCAAAAUAUUUGAUUUUUACAUAUCACCAUGUUAAGUCUGGUCGUUAAAUGUGAAGUAUGUUAAUUUAUUGUUAAUAGGUAUAUACUAUUUUUUAUUCAUGUAUUUACCUAUGCAUUAGUUUUUCACUAUGCACAGUAACACAAUUAUUACUUAAAUAUAUUGUUGAUA
Molecule: messenger RNA, 1190 nt
Organism: Adelges cooleyi (spruce gall adelgid)
Lineage: Eukaryota; Metazoa; Arthropoda; Insecta; Hemiptera; Adelgidae
Gene: wbl
Product: endoplasmic reticulum resident protein 29
Exons: 3
Coding region: 162-914 (250 amino acids)
Biological process (GO): protein secretion
Cellular component (GO): endoplasmic reticulum lumen; endoplasmic reticulum
Source: RefSeq, a predicted model, not a curated record